AUGUUUGUUACAGACAUUCGAAGGGAAUUUUAUGAGGUGGUCGUCAAUCAGAGAGUGGCUCUCCUGGUAUCGCCAGACAUCGAUUCUUUAUGCGCGUGUAAAAUACUACAGGCAUUGUUUCAUUGUGAUCAAGUCCAGUACACACUCGUUCCCGUGACAGGAUGGCAGGACCUCGGAACUGCUUUCAUUGAGCACAAGGAACAGUACCGUUAUUUUGUCCUGAUUAACUGCGGGGCAAAUGUUGACCUUCUCGAGACUCUUCAACCUGAAGAUGACUCCAUCUUCUUCAUCUGUGAUACACACAGGCCUGUGGAUGUGGUGAAUGUGUACAACGACACACAGAUUAAGCUGCUGAUAAAACAGGACGAUGAUCUAGGCGUACCUUCCUACGACGAUAUCUUUCGGGACGACGAGGAGGAUGAGGAAGGAGACGGGGAAGAUUCUGGAAAUGAAAGCGAUGGUGGCUCAGAGCCUUCUGGGAAACGCAGGCGCUUUGAUGAGGGCGCGGUGGAAAGGAGAAUUGAACGACGGCGCGCUAAGAGGGAAUGGGAGGCUCGCAGGAGGGAGAUCCUCUUUGACUAUGAGCAGUAUGAAUACCACGGAACAUCAGCUGCCAUGGUAAUGUUUGAGCUGGCCUGGGUAAUGACUAAAGACACUAAAGACAUGCUAUGGUGGAGUAUUAUUGGCCUGACAGAUCAGUGGAUUCAUGAUAGAAUUACACAUAUGAAGUACGUGACAGACAUCGCCACCCUGCAGCGUCACGUGUCUCGACACAACCAUCGCAAUGAGGACGAGGAAAACUCCCUGUCCAUCGACUGCAUGAGGAUCUCCUUCGAGUACGAUCUCCGCCUGGCGCUGUAUCAACACUGGUCUCUCUACGAGAGCAUCUGUAAUUCUAGCUACACUUCCUGUCAUUUUAAACUCUGGUCCAUCAACGGGCAGAAAAAACUCCAGGAAUUCCUGGCGGACAUGGGUCUCCCAUUAAAACAGGUGCAACAGAAGUUCAACUCCAUGGAUAUGUCAAUCAAAGAGAACUUACGGGAGGUCAUUGAGGAGUCUUCCAACAAAUUUGGGAUGAAGGAUAUCCGUGUGCAGACGUUUGGCGUCCACUUUGGCUUUAAAAAUCGUUUCCUGGCCAGUGACGUGGUCCAUGCUGCGACUGCCCUUCUGGAGAACGUGGAGAAAGAUGAGAGCCCGACGGAUAACUUUAUCAAAGCCCUAGACUGCUUGUCCAGGUGUAAUUUAGACCAGUUACAUUUGGGCAUUAACCUGGCCAAGAAGAAACUCAAGGCCAUUCAACAAACAGUGGCCAGUUGCAUCUGCACCAACCUCAUUCUUUCACAAGGACCUUUUCUCUAUUGUCACCUACUGGAGGGAACACCAGAUGUGAAGCUGUUCUCCAAACCCAUGGCACUGACUCUGCUCUGCAAAUACCUGCUCAAAGCCUUUGUCUGCUCUACCAGGAAUAAGCGCUGUAAGGUUCUUCCGCUGAUUAUGGCCGCGCCCAUGGAUGUAGAGAAGGGCUCUGUGAUCGUCCUGGGCAUUCCCCCAGAAUCUGAUACCUCUGACAAGAAGAAUUUCUUUGGCAGGGCCUUCGAGAAGGCCGCUGAGAGCACAGGUUCUAGAACUCUCCAUGACCACUUUGACACAUCCAUUAUCGAGCUGAAGAUGGAGGACAGAGGGAAGUUUCUGGAUGCUCUCGUCACUCUGCUCUCAUGA
Messenger RNA from Chanos chanos (milkfish), 1719 nucleotides. It is a transcript of the gene cdc45, whose product is annotated as CDC45 cell division cycle 45 homolog (S. cerevisiae). Gene Ontology annotation, molecular function: single-stranded DNA binding; chromatin binding; DNA replication origin binding. Bases 1 to 1719 code for a protein of 572 amino acids. Gene Ontology annotation, biological process: DNA replication initiation; double-strand break repair via break-induced replication; mitotic DNA replication preinitiation complex assembly. The transcript is spliced from 18 exons. Gene Ontology annotation, cellular component: DNA replication preinitiation complex. The record is from RefSeq and is a predicted model, not a curated record. NCBI's taxonomy places the organism in Eukaryota, Metazoa, Chordata, Actinopteri, Gonorynchiformes, Chanidae.